This is a messenger RNA of Oryzias latipes (Japanese medaka), 3549 nucleotides long. Its product is annotated as vesicle-fusing ATPase. Lineage: Eukaryota; Metazoa; Chordata; Actinopteri; Beloniformes; Adrianichthyidae. Gene Ontology annotation, biological process: SNARE complex disassembly; Golgi to plasma membrane protein transport; intra-Golgi vesicle-mediated transport. Gene Ontology annotation, molecular function: ATP hydrolysis activity; ATP binding. The record is from RefSeq and is a predicted model, not a curated record. Gene Ontology annotation, cellular component: Golgi stack.
AGGUGUUGACGUCGUGCCACGUACAAGUGGUCCCGCCCCCUGGCACGUCAAACUUGUGUGGUUGUUCAACCUGCUUCAUUAGAGCUUCGAGCUACACAUCUCAUCAAAGAUGGCCGCUCGGACUCUAAAAGCAGUUAAAUGCCCCACAGAUGAACUGUCGUUGACCAACUGUGCAGUCAUCAAUGACAAGGAGCAGCACUUUGAACCACACGUGACGGUUUACAAUGGGAAAGGGGAGUUUGUGUUCACCUUGAAGAAGCAUCCUGAAGUGAGCAGCGGCUGCAUCGCUUUCAGCUUGCCACAGAGGAAGUGGGCGGCUAUUGUUCUGGGAGAUGACUUCAAAGUAACAAACUACAAGUUUGAUAAGUCUAAGGACUGCAUAAGCGUCAUGACCAUGGAGAUAGACUUCCUGCAGAAGAAGUUUGUGGACAGCAGCCCUUUUGAUUCAGACAAGAUGGCCAGCGAGUUAGUCCAGCGCUUCGACAACCAAGCCUUCACUGUCGGCCAGCAGCUCGUGUUUAGUUUUGCCGACAAGCUGUUUAACUUGGUGGUAAAAGAGAUUGAAGCCAUGGAUGCCAGCAUCUUAAAGGGAGAACGACAGGCGGGUGGAUCCAAGAAGAAGGUUGGUUUGUUGCUGGCAAACAGUCAGGUGAUUUUUGAGAAAUCAGAUAAUUCAGCUGUCGUGCUCAUCGGGAAAUCAAAAACCAGAGAAAAUCGCCAGUCCAUUAUCAGCCCAGACUGGAACUUUGAGAGGAUGGGGAUCGGCGGCCUUGACAAAGAGUUUUCUGACAUCUUUCGAAGAGCCUUUGCCUCCCGAGUCUUCCCUUCAGACAUCAUUGAACAGAUGGGCUGUAAACACGUCAAGGGAAUCCUGUUGUACGGACCACCAGGCUGCGGCAAAACCUUGAUGGCUCGGCAAAUCGGCAAAAUGUUGAGAGCCCGAGAGCCAAAGAUCGUCAACGGCCCAGAGAUUCUCAACAAAUAUGUAGGAGAGUCUGAGGCGAACAUCAGGAAGCUGUUUGCAGAUGCAGAAGAGGAGCAAAAGAGGCUCGGUGCAAACAGCGGCCUUCACAUCAUCAUAUUCGAUGAGAUUGAUGCAAUUUGCAAGCAGCGUGGCAGCAUGGCGGGCAGCACAGGAGUCCACGACACUGUAGUCAACCAGCUGCUGUCCAAGAUCGAUGGCGUGGAGCAGCUCAACAACAUCCUGGUCAUAGGUAUGACCAACAGGCCUGACCUGAUAGAUGAGGCCUUAUUGAGGCCAGGAAGAUUGGAGGUCAAGAUGGAGAUUGGAUUACCGGACGAAAGGGGCCGAAUUCAGAUCCUGCACAUCCACACAGCCAAGAUGCGUCAGUAUAACCUUUUAGCCAGCGACGUGGACGUUAAGGAGUUGGCGACUGAGACCAAAAACUACAGCGGCGCAGAGUUGGAGGGUCUGGUCAGAGCUGCACAGUCCACUGCCAUGAACAGACACAUCAAGGCCAGCAGCACAGUGGAGGUGGACAUUCAGACCGCAGAGAAGCUUCUUGUCAGCAGGCUGGACUUCAUGGCUGCACUAAAUAACGACAUCAAACCGGCCUUUGGAACCAACCAGGAGGAUUACGCCAGCUAUAUCAUGAAUGGUAUAAUCCGCUGGGGCGAUCCGGUCUCUGCAGUCCUGGAGGAUGGAGAGCUGCUGGUUCAGCAGACGAAGAAUAGUGACCGAACGCCGCUGGUGUCUGUGCUUCUGGAAGGCCCGGCUAACAGUGGAAAAACAGCUCUAGCAGCUAAAAUUUCAGAAGAUUCAGAGUUUCCCUUUAUCAAGAUCUGCUCCCCGGACAAAAUGAUUGGAUUCUCUGAGACUGCCAAGUGCCAAGCAAUCAAAAAGAUUUUUGAAGAUGCAUACAAAUCCCAGCUGAGCUGUGUGGUUGUGGAUGACAUUGAACGUUUGUUGGACUAUGUCCCAAUUGGACCUCGCUUCUCCAACCUGGUGCUGCAAGCGUUGCUGGUGCUGCUGAAGAAACCGCCCCCUAAGGGUCGUAAGCUGCUGAUCAUCGGCACCACGAGUCGUAAAGAUGUUCUUCAGGAAAUGGAGAUGUUGGAUGCUUUCAGCACCACCGUCCACAUUCCCAACAUUUCUGGAGGCGAGCAGUUGGUCCGGGCCCUGGAGCUGCUUGACUCUUUCCAGGAGAAAGAGCGCAGCGCUAUCGCCAAAGCUCUGAAGGGCCAAAGGCUGUGGAUCGGCAUCAAGAAACUGCUCAUGUUAAUUGAGAUGGCAGCUCAGAUGGAUGCUGACAACCGAGUUAGAAAGUUCUUAAGUCUGCUGAAGGAAGAGGGAGGACUGAACUCCAAUACAUUUGGAAUUAACUAAACGGAGUGGAGCCACACAGAGAAAAAGAGGCAUCCUUCGCUGGAGCAAACCUGAAAGCAGCUGGCAGGAGGAGACGAACAGGAGAAAGCUUCUGUCUUUCUCUGCAUCCUGUCUUUCUUCCCGUCCCUAAAGCUCCGAGCGCCUCUGUAGUCCACCUGGGGGGACGUGUCAUGUCCCUGGGACUGGAGCCUGUCUAGUGACCUAAAAGCUGUCCUGCAGAUGUUUGACUAAAUGUCUGCAGUGGAGUCAUUGGACCAGACAGUUGCUGAUUGGGUCAUCUGGGAUGGAGACUUCUUGUGGGGGGUGGGGUGGGGUUGGGGGUAAUAUCCUCAAAGAUUAACCUAAAAAGUUUGAGUUUCAUUCAGUUGUUUCCUGAUCAAUUUUGCCUUUUUUCAAUAUCAAUAAUUUCCUUCAUAAAACAUCUUUAGUUCAUUAAAUCAUAAAGUUGUAUCUUAUAAAUUUGCCUUUGCCUAAUUGCCUCUGAAACAGAGUGAAUCUUUUGAGACGUGUAUUUUAUUUUGAAAGUUGUUUGAUUAGUGGGCUGGCUGGUUUUUGAUGCAAGUCUGCUUUAUAAUAAAUCUAAAAAAAUGGGUAUCUUUUGUUUUUGUUUUUUGAUUAAAUUUUUAUGAAAAGUCGUGGAAAUGUUUCAAUCUGACAAUAAAUAACCUGAAUAAAUAUUUAUAUUGGUUCCACCUAUAAACGAGACAUGAUUAUGAAUAAAUGCAGAUGAAUUGGACAUGAAUGUCUCCAGUUUUUAUAUCACACAUUAUUGCAGUGUGUUUUGUUCAUCUUUUGAUUUAUUUUAUUUUAAGUGUUUCCAGUGGUCUUUUAUUAAUUAUGAUGCUGAAAUAAAAAUAAUAAAAAAAAAAUAACAGUUUUUUUUUUGAGGACAUAGUUUCUGCAGAGCGGCAGCAGCUCAUCAGAAAUUCACCGCUGAGUUGUGGGUGGGACUACUUAAAUGCUCAGUAAUCCAAUUUUAAGCUUAAUAAUAUUAUUAAUGGAUUGGAUUUAUAUGCGCUUUUCCAGACGCUCAAAGUGCUUACAAUGCAUUUCCAUAAGUCAUUCAGAAGUCAUUCAUAUUUGGUGAUUGUAUGCUACUGAUGUAGCUACAGCCCUGGGGCAGACUGACAGUUAAUUGUCUUUAUAUAUGUUCUGCAUCUGACAAAAAUGUCUCAAGAACACAAUAAAAACCAUCAAAAACA